UGUCUGAACAACAACAACCAGUACAACUGUUGAUCAGUUCAACGUAUCUCAACAACGGCGACAAGCGAAAACAAACCAUGGAUUGUUUGGAGGCUAUACACGAUCCAUACUGUUGGAAAUGCGGCACUGAAGUGAAUUUAUCCAUUGACGCCGAAAAUGCACAGUGUACAAAUUGUGUGCGAUCUUUUCAUGCCGGCUGUCUUGUCAGGAGCGAACGAAAAUACAUUGAAUGUGGCGAAUGGCUGUGUCCGGUGUGCAAAGAACUAAUAGCAGCCGAACGCAAUGACAAGCUAAGCGAUUUGAGCAUUCUGUCAAUGGUUAUGAGACAUGUGUCCGAAAACAAAAUCUUCAACCCAUUGAAGCAGCCUCUAAAGACAGUCCGAGUUUUGGUAAAUCCGAUUAAUUUGAAAGUCAUUGAGGAUAAAAUUGAGUUUGAUCGCAAUGCGUACAAGACUUUAGUUGAAUUCCGUGUCGACGUUCAAUGGAUUGAACACAACUGUGCCAUCGCAUACUCAGGAGGGUUAAUUUAUAAGAGCGCCAACUCCAUACCAUUGAGUAAUUUUUCCACAUACACUCCAGAAGAUACCAAUUCCAAGACCAAAACGGCUCGUUUAUUACUUGAAUACGUGAACGACGAAAUCGAAGGUCUGAGAAAUGUGAUGAGAACAUGUAAUGAUUGCUAUAAGUCUCUAAUCAGUGGUCAGAAAAAUUGGUUUAAAUUAAUCUGCUCCCGUGUGCACCUCCCAAUCUGGGCCAAGCUUAAAGGAUACAUCUACUGGCCAGCGAAGCUUAUGUCAAUAAAUGAAAACCUGGUGAAUGUACGUUUCUUCGGCGAUUACACAUACAAUGACGUGCCCGCUUUCAAUUGCUACUUAUACUCCGAAAGCAAUCCAGAUGGACCAUGCAAGACGAAUGAUCUUUAUAUAAAUCUUUACAAUCGAGCUCUGAAUGAGGCCGCCGAAUACAUUGAUAAUCUUCGUGCGAAAUUUGGAUAUGUAGAAUUACCCAAAGCAAGGACAUUAUUGAAUCCAGAAAUGGUUGAGUGUUAUUUAACCGAUAUGAUACCAACGCUUGGCGAACAAAAUUUGUUAGAGAGAAUGGACGUUGAUUCGAUGCAGGCACUCGAAUACUCGGACACAUCUGAUUCCAUGCAGAGUCAAGGAGAUACAUCGGAAACCGAAUCGAUUGAUAUUCAAAUCGAAGAUGUGAUUGAAAAUUAUGGAGAACCAAAUGCAAAACGAUUUCUUUAUGUUGAUUCAAAUCAUGGAGAGAAUAAUGACACCACAAAUGCUUCAUUAUUUAUUGAGAAAACGCACGACCAGUAUUGUUGGCGAUGUUGUGAGUAUAGAACGAGAUUAAAGUGUUCGAACUGCGUUCGAUCCUUCCACAAAAAAUGCGUUACACCAGUUGAUGUAGAAAAUGCCGAAAGAUUUGCUUGGCAAUGUCCGGUGUGUACAAUUUUAAAUGCUACUGUAUAUAGUGGACAAGAUACGGAAAUGUUGGCUAUUUUCAUUGAUCGAAUUUGGCGAGAUGAAUCGUUCGAUGUGUUAAAACAUCCAUUGGCCGACCCGUCAAACAAGCAAAUCAUCCAUCCAAUUGAUUUGACCACCGUUAAAGACAAGACAAAACUCUAUACUAGUUUCAAUGAAUUCUAUGUUGACAUUUGUUGGAUUGUACACAAUUGUGUGAUUUUGUAUACAGAAAAUAACGAGAAAACAAUAGCAGCUCGCUCAGUGUUGAAUUUAAUAAGCGCCGAAAGACAAAUGGUUCAAAAGUGUUUUCAAUGUUACCAAAAUUUCAACAAAUAUCCGGACCAUUGGUUUACAUUGGUAUGCGAGGAGCCUCAUUUACCAUGCUGGGCGAAAAAGUUGGGCUCGAAUUAUUGGCCGGCAAAAGUUUUGAGUGCUGAGGAGCACAAAGUGAUGGUUCAAUUUUUUGGAGACCAUACGCAAACUGAAGUAUCUGUCUACAAUUGCUUUUUUUACUCGGAAUCGAAUCCAAGCCGCAUUACAAAUCCAUUGGAUGACUAUGAUGAUGCAAUAAAGGAAGCUGAUGAAUAUAUUAAAAAUAUCAGAAAUAAAUUUGGCUCGUUUCGUUAUGCUGAUACAAAAACCUAUUUUAAUCCCGCCCAACUUGAUCACUAUAUUGCGCAGUUGAUACCGGGUCUGUCUGAAUAUCGCAGCACAAGGGACAACCCAACCAUUUCGAUUGGUAGCAGCUCAAAUAGCACCACGACUGUGAAAGAGGAAUUCAAUGGAGAUGCCACAUUUGAAUUUUCAACUAACGAAAAUAGCGACGAUGACCAAUUCGAAUUAUUUAAAAUAGAAAAACGUCGAUUUUCUGAAGAUAUUGAUGAUGACAAUGUUAUUGUCAUUGACUGAAACAGUACAAAAUUCCAUCACAAAAUUACAGUAACAUCAAUGGGGGGGUGUCGACUUUUUCGUGUUAUAAAAAUAUUUCUUCUAUAGUAGAACUUCUACUGUAGAAGGUCCAAUUAAAAGGAACCACCGUUGAUUGAUUUUACUGUAUUUUGCUAGCAUUAAAAAACGUACAAAUUUUGCUGAAUAAACAGCAAUUAUUUUUAAAAUAAACUAAUUUUUUUGUUGAGUGAAAAAAAUAAUGGAAUUUUAAACGUGUGAAUAUAUUUAAGUGUG
This is a messenger RNA of Contarinia nasturtii (swede midge), 2654 nucleotides long. RefSeq lists its product as uncharacterized. Bases 78 to 2381 code for a protein of 767 amino acids. Lineage: Eukaryota; Metazoa; Arthropoda; Insecta; Diptera; Cecidomyiidae. Gene Ontology annotation, molecular function: protein binding. The transcript has 13 exons. The record is from RefSeq and is a predicted model, not a curated record.